This is a messenger RNA of Polypterus senegalus (gray bichir), 213 nucleotides long. RefSeq lists its product as uncharacterized. NCBI's taxonomy places the organism in Eukaryota, Metazoa, Chordata, Cladistia, Polypteriformes, Polypteridae. The transcript is spliced from 3 exons. The annotation marks the transcript as partial. The record is from RefSeq and is a predicted model, not a curated record.
AUGUAUAUGUAUACACAUGUAUAUAUGUAUAUAUAUGUGUAUACACACAUGUAUAUAUAUAUAUAUUGUAUAUAUAUAUAUGUAUAUAUGUAUAUAUAUAUAUAUAUAUAUAUGUGUAUAUAUAUAUAUAUAUAUGUAUAUAUAUAUAUAUAUAUAUAUACUAAUAAUGACAUCCCUGCUGGUUCACCAGAUUGUGGAAUAGACACGUUGAUG